Messenger RNA from Pomacea canaliculata, 4177 nucleotides. Its product is annotated as protein dispatched homolog 1-like. Lineage: Eukaryota; Metazoa; Mollusca; Gastropoda; Architaenioglossa; Ampullariidae. Gene Ontology annotation, cellular component: membrane. The record is from RefSeq and is a predicted model, not a curated record.
AGAGCAGACGACACUUGUCUGGCAAAUGGCUAAGAUGUUUUCCUGAAGGUGCGUCGCGAGGGCCUUGCAUGAGGACACAGCGUUGCGGCGACCCCGGGCCCCCAGGGCUGAGUGGACCGAGGAGUUACCACUACGUGCAGGCCAUGAACAGUAAAGUCUAUGCCAGAAUCCUUGCGCAUUACCCGUAUGUGGUCUUGUUGGUGGUGCUGGUCGUCACGGCAACCUGUCUCGUGGUCUCCAUCACACUCCCCCGAAACCUGGACUUCCGCCAACCGACAGCGGGAUUCGAACCUCGCGGCACAGAGAUUGGGGAGCGACUGACGGCGUACCAUAACCUGAUGGACAACGCCGGCAGCAACGUCAACCUCCACCCGUUCACCCAGGGCGGCACUGGCGAGACAAGCGGAAGCAGGGUGGGGCCUGACUUGUACCGUACAGACGACGAAGGGGGAAUAACGGCCGAGGAGGAGGAGGAGGAGGAAGAGGAGGCCGACGGAAGCGGAAAUCUCAGCAGCUUUGACAAGCAUCUCUCGCAGCACUUCGAUGCUGACAAGUACUUCUGUGGGCUGCCCAGUGAGUCAGACGUGGUGGUAGUGGGGUUGGAUAAAAGGGGUACGUGCGGGUUGUCUAUCGCACGUGAUGGGGGCAGCCUGCUGAGCGCCGUGCGCCUGCGCAGCAUCUGCCACCUGGAGGAGGAGUACUUCGACACCUACCCCGGGUAUAAGGCGUCGUGCGAGACUCCGUGCUCGGGGUGCAGGGCGUGCUGCCGGCGUCUGUCGCUGCCCAACUUCGUGGCGCUGCUGGCUGGCAAGACUUCGUGCAGGAAUCUGACGGACGAUGACGUUGGUACCGCUUUCCGCCUGCUGUCCGCCUGCGCCGGCUACUACCACAAUCUGACGCUGGAGGCCACCUGCAGCUCGCCGGCCGGCCAGAAACUGUGGUACAACGACUUCCAAGAGGAGGCGACAGGGCUGGGCUGCCCCGGGGUGCCCACCCGCUGCACCAGCGCAACGUUGUCUUCACCAUGCUUGCACUACCUGGCGGACCACCAGUUUCUGCUGCGGCCCCCUGUCCCCAAAUCGGAUCCGCCGCUGACCUACGUGGCCACAUUCCUACCCCUGGCGGCGGCUGCCCAGGACAACGUGGGACUGUACGAACAUCUGGAGAGUUUGCCGAGGGUGUACCAGGAGGUGGAGAUCACGGGGGCAUACUUCGCCGUCAAGGACAUCUUGUUCGAAAAAUACCUGGUGGCUGACUCCGUUUGGUUGGGUCUGGCUGCCGGCGUCAUUUUUCUGGGCAUGUGGCUGUACACCACUUCCGUCUUCGUUACUUUCAUGACCUUCCUUGCCAUCUUCUGGGCUCUCGUGACGGCCUACUUCCUGUACACAUUCGUCUUCGAGAUUGGCUUUUUCCCUUACAUGAACAUGAUCACCGUAGUCGUUAUGAUUGGCAUCGGCGCCGACGACCUGUACAUCUACUGCAAGGUCUGGCACCUGGCCAAAUCCGAAAAAAAUAACGGUGUGCUGGAGAAGCUCAUCAGCGACACUCUGCGGCAUUCCGUGCUGUCCAUGCUGGUGACUAGCCUUACUACGGCGGCUGCUUUCUUUGCCAACUUUGUCAGCGACAUCACGGCCAUCCGUUGCUUCAGUAUCUAUGCUGGCACCACUGUGGUCUGCAACUUCGUCCUCACCGUCACCUGGAUGCCGGCCUCCAUCAUGCUUUUCGAGAAGUGGUGCAACUUUCACUUCUGUCGCAAUGCAGACGUGUACACGGGAGAGUUCAGUAUAUGCUAUUGCCUGUGCAAGGUGCCGCACAAGGUGUACUAUCUUGUCUGCGAUUGGUCGCGGAUCUUUUUCGAGCAGAUCCUGCCUUGCCUGGUGAUCAAGCUCCGGUACCUGUGGCUUCUAAUGUACGGCUGCCUGGGCAUCUGCAGUGUCAUCGUCAUCUUCUACUACCCUCGUUUGAAACUGCCGUCGACGAGGAAGUUCCAGAUGUUCAGCGACGAUCACCUAUUGGAGAGAUACGACUUUCACGUUGGCACAAUGUUCGGCUUCGAGAUGACCAGUGAUGACGAUGACAGCAACCCCAAUCUGCCCAUCACUAUUGUUUGGGGAGUGCACGCUACGGACGGUGGGGACUACCUGGAUCCCAACAAGAAGGGCCCCCUCUACUUCGACGACGGCUUCGACCUCACCACCGGCGAGGCGCAGCGGUGGUUGCUGGAGUUCUGCCGGCGUUUGCGGCGGACAGAUUUUUAUCUGAACGUGCCGGGAAUGCAGCUGACCAACUGCUUCCUGGAGAACUUCGUCAAGCACUACAUGAAGCGACAAUGCAGCAGCGACAACCCCAGCGACGUCAGUGGCAUGUGUUGCAACAAGACCCGCUUUCCCGUACCGAAACGCGAGUUCUCUGAGUGCCUGAAACACUACAUCCCGGCCUUGCAGAGUACUCCCGGCGUGCACUACUCAAAAUACUCCCCCGGACCCCGCUUCAACAACGGCCACAUCAGUGCCUUCGUCGUGCAGUUUCAAAGCAACGAGCGUUACACGCACGACUACCAGCACGUGCAGAGCUUCUAUCGCCGGGUUAACCGCUGGGUCACGGAGGAGAUGUUGAGGGCUCCGGCCGAGAUGCGGAACGGUUGGUUCGUUAGCCACUUGGAUUUCUUCGACCUGCAGCAGAGCCUGGUGGUGGGCACGCCUCUUGCGUUGGGCGUCUCACUAGCUGUCGUGUCCGUGGUGGCCUUCUUCACUACUCUCAACGUUCUCAUCAGCCUCUACGCCAUCGCCACCAUCGCCUGCGUCAUCGUGGUCACUCUGGCUUCCCUCGUGCUGCUGGGCUGGGAGCUCAACGUCCUCGAGUCCGUAGUCAUAACCGUAGCUAUCGGCAUGGCUAUCGACUACACGCUGCACUACGGGGUGGCCUACCGCCUCUCCCCCGACCUGGACCGCGAGAUGCGAGUGGCCUCCUCCCUCAGCCGCAUGGGCAGCCCUGUUGCCAUGGCGGCCGUCACCACCUUUUCGGCCGGGCUUUUUAUGAUGCCUUCCACGGUGCUGGCCUACCGUAAGUUCGGCACCUUCCUCAUGCUGCUAGUGUCGGUCAGCUGGGUAUACUCAACCUUCUUCUUCCCUCUGCUUCGCGCCAUCGGGCCGCAAGGGGGGUUCGGGCAGUUUCACUGGCCCGCCUCGGACUGCUGUUCGGGAGGUUCGCGCGAGCACGUGGACAAGACGGUGUACGCCCUUUCUGAGUCCACGCUGAGCUCCUCAUCAGCCAACCACGCCAGCAGCACGGAGACCCACGAACUGGAGCCGCUGACCAGCCUGCACGACACCAGCACAUCUCGCCCCCGCUAUCCCUCCACCGUCUCGCAGCACGCAUACAGCGCGCACCAUAACCACUACCAUCACCACCACCACCACCAUCUCCACCAGCAGCAGCAGCAGUUGCAACAGCAGCACAGGCCUCGCGCGCGGGGGCAGUACACGCAGGUGAAAACGAGGAUCAUCGAGAUAGACAACGACCCGGAGAUGGCGGAAAAAGGCGAACAGCAACAACCGCAGCAGCAGCAGCAGCAGCAGGCCAGGCGGGAGUCUCCCGCUGUGGCGUUCCGCUCUUCCCAGCACCUGGCUACUGCCGUGGCAGAGCUAGACCCAUUCCGCGUGAGUGAGCAGCCGGAACAGGUGGGUGGAGCGGAAGGGCAGCGGUGUGCGGACUCCACGGUGGUGCGGGCGUCGACGCACGCGUCUGUCGCAGACCAGAGAGUGUCUGACGGUGGAGUGACGGACUGCGUCGGGCUGGUGUCGGCCGAUUUGUCGCAUGGCCCUUUUCCUCAGGCAGUGGAAGUGUUGUGAGGUUUUUUUUCUUCAUUUUGCAUCAACUGUUCUUCUCCUCUUCCCCCCAAACCCUCUUUUUAAAAUGAAAACAAACAAGUUGAAAUGUUGUGUACGAGAGAGACUGUGUGAACGUGUGAUAGAGAAAACGGAGAAGUGUGAAACGUGUGAAAGCUUUGAUGUGUGGGGACACAUCUGAACACUUACCUGUUAUUUUUAAAACGUGUUUGGCCUACGUGCUUUUAUUACUUAAAUAUUUCCAGACAGCAUCAAACACUUAAACAGAACGUCUUUCGUGUAACUUGCUGGUAUACUAAUAAUUAAAAAGAACGUUCUUUUUUAUACAA